AUGACGGACACCUCUUGGACCACCAAGACCGCCGCAGCGCAGGACACGAGGCCCGUCAGCUCGGCGGUCCACACCGGCUACGAUGCCGCCGAGAAGACGGAGGACGGCAUUCCGCUGUACGGCAUGGACAAAGAGCUCGCCGCCAAGGCGGCUGCCAAGCGCGAUCCGAAGAAGGAGCAGGAGGCACGUGAGUGGAUCGAGGCGCUGACUGGCAUGUCCCUCGAUGGUACGCUGCAGGAGGCUCUCAAGUCGGGCAUCGUGCUCUGCGCUCUCGCCACUGCGAUCAAGCCCGGC
This is a messenger RNA of Emiliania huxleyi CCMP1516, 294 nucleotides long. RefSeq lists its product as hypothetical. The transcript has a single exon. NCBI's taxonomy places the organism in Eukaryota, Haptophyta, Isochrysidales, Noelaerhabdaceae. The annotation marks the transcript as partial. The record is from RefSeq and is a predicted model, not a curated record.